AUGUCUGCCUGCGGACACGAGUCUUCCACUGCUAGCAGAGGAAAAUCCGGACACGGUAGUGCACCGGAAGAACAAAGGCCAGAUGUGUCGGCGAUUGACUUAACUGCGGCCCAGCUGCCAUCUUCUGACCAAUACGAGUCGGGUUCUCAAAGCAGUGGCAAGGACACCGUCGACGCUCCGAUGCCCUCUGUAUGGCUAACAAAAAUGAAGGAAGAAUCUGUUGAAGAAGGACCAUCGAGCCUCCACACCCCCAAAGAUCUCGUUAUUGUGCCAAAUCCACCCUAUCCCCAAUGCUCUUCCGCUCCAACGCUCACCACACACAACUCCUCCUCCUCCACCCAAUCACCAAAGAGUAAUAUGGCAGCUGGGGUGUUUUCACCGAGGAAAGACAAGCGCCGUUUAGGGGCUCUAGUGUCUCUUACUGGCCAGCCUUUCUCGCGGAUUCCCGAUGUCGAUUUUUCCCCUAAACGCCUUCCUGAUCUAACCUCCUCUGCUGGGUGCCCCCCGAAGAAUUGGAAAAUUACCCACUCCGACCGACUUAAUGCCCUCAUUGACGAGUGUGAGCGCAUCGUUGACGGACGCAAGGUGUUUAAGUGCAAGUUUUGCGGCAAAAUGUACGACAUAAAAAGCAGCAUGCGCUACCACAUGAAGAUCAUCCACCUGCAGCUCCAUCUGCGCACAUCUGAAAUGCAGUGUCGCAUCUGUGGGAAGCAAUUCACGUGUAUCAGCGCUGUGAAUCGGCACCAGCUUAAGUGCUCGGCAAAUUCGACCUCAACUUUCACCUCAACCCAUCCAAUCCAAUCCUCGUGUGGUUCCACAUUUUUGGGGAAGCCGCGUCAACCAUCGCUGCCGUCGUUUGCGAGCCAGUCCUCCUCGGCUUUCAUGAACCUCAACAGUAGUCCCGGUCUGCGUUGGAGCAGUGGAAGUACCAGUGGACGGCAUUGCAGCCAGCCCGUCAGCAGCCAAAUCCCCUUCACCUUCUCUCCGGCCACCGAUACCCCGGCAUACCUCUCCCCCUCCGUGACCUCCACAUUCCCGUCUCAAGCACCUCGCACGGCCUUUGAUCUAGACGGGCCCCGCGUUCCCGUUGUUCCCGACCUUUCGCCACAUCAACUUGGCGGUUCUCCACUGGCUCAUUCUGUGCAGAACCUGGUGGAGGGCAUUCCACCCUUCUCCUUCAACGAAGUCUUCUUGGCGAGCCUCGGCCGAACUAAUGGGGUGGGACCGAAUGACCGGAAGCCGCCUAUGCUUGAUGAUCUACAGCCACCUGGUUUCAUGGGAGCAGCGCACAACUUCCUAGCGCCUCCACCGUCCAAGAGGCUGCGAAAAUCCGACAUCCCCUCCUUCGUUGAUGGCCGCCUAAAUGAGAACCUCUACGAACGGCUCUUUUCCGCUCAAGGUGAAGCCGCAGCUGGUUCUGCAACCACAGCUACGGGCACAGCCAUCGACCUCUCACUCAAUGCCUCAUGUUAG
Messenger RNA from Mesocestoides corti, 1473 nucleotides. Lineage: Eukaryota; Metazoa; Platyhelminthes; Cestoda; Cyclophyllidea; Mesocestoididae. The record is from the annotation of a GenBank genome assembly.